Molecule: messenger RNA, 2229 nt
Organism: Panonychus citri (citrus red mite)
Lineage: Eukaryota; Metazoa; Arthropoda; Arachnida; Trombidiformes; Tetranychidae
Product: CDK5RAP1-like protein
Exons: 4
Coding region: 215-2062 (615 amino acids)
Biological process (GO): tRNA modification; negative regulation of cyclin-dependent protein serine/threonine kinase activity
Cellular component (GO): mitochondrion; cytosol
Molecular function (GO): tRNA-2-methylthio-N(6)-dimethylallyladenosine(37) synthase activity; 4 iron, 4 sulfur cluster binding
Source: RefSeq, a predicted model, not a curated record
AUUUUUAUUGGUCAUCCCAUAGUUUAACAAGUGGAGAAUCGUUUGAAAUGUUAAUUGUAACUUAGUUUUCUUUAAUUACUUGUAUAAUUUUAAGGAAUUUCUUUUGGUUGUUUUGGUGAUUUCUCACUUUCCUUUGUUGAUGGAAUGAAUUUUUUUUUCUAUCUCUUUGAUUGACUUAUUCUAAUUGUAAUCUUUGUUUUCCAAUUGUAUUGAGAUGACAAUUUAUUCAUUAUGUCGAUCUUUUUUUCACCUUAAUCGUAUUUCUUUGGUUAAAAGGAUUGGAGUUUCAUCUUUCUCUUCUGGUUCAAUUUCUAUCUCCUCAGGGAUUGAAAAGUCUAGUUCAGUUUCAUCGAGUCAAUUAACUGUUGAUGAUAAAUUGUCACAGUUUAAAGAAAGAGUUAAAAGUGGCCCUAAUUUUGAUAGAUUUUUCUAUGAUCCAGAUUUGGUUAAAAAGGAGAUUAAUAUUAAUCCUGAUGAACCUUUCAUUGCCAAAAGAAAUGAACCCGUUCCCUAUUUAGAUGAUAAAUAUUUAGACGGAGGCGGUAAAAAGGUUUACAUAGAAACCUAUGGAUGCCAAAUGAAUACCAAUGAUACUCAAGUGGCCUCGAAGAUAUUAAGUGAACACAAUUACCAAAUAAUUGAUAAUAUUGAAAACGCUGAGAUUGUUUUCCUAAUGACCUGUGCUAUUCGUGAUGGUGCUGAACGUAAAAUUUGGUCUCGAUUGAAUGAACUGAGAAGAUUGAAAAGUCCCUCAUUAAUCAAACAAAUCGGAGUAAUUGGUUGUAUGGCCGAACGAUUGAAAACUAAAUUAAUAGAGAAAAAUUCAUGUGUAGAUAUUGUUGCAGGUCCAGAUAAUUAUAGAGAUUUACCUAAAUUGUUAGCAAUUAACAACAUCACAAGGAAGAAUGCUGUUAAUGUGAUACUUUCAUUUGAUGAAACCUAUGGAGAUGUGAUGCCGGUGAUAAUGGUUGGUGAAAAUGAAAAGAUCCAAGUAAACAAUUGGCAACAAUUUAGAUAUGGUGAAGCUCAACAAGCCUUUGUAUCCAUAAUGAGAGGAUGUAAUAAUAUGUGCAGCUAUUGUAUUGUACCAUUUACCCGAGGAAAAGAGCGAAGUCGACCCAUAGAAUCAAUUUUAGAUGAGAUUCGACUUUUAUCAAAAGCCGGAAUUAAAGAGGUCACUCUUUUAGGACAAAAUGUUAACAGUUAUCGUGAUAAAAGUGGAGAAUCAGAAAUUUUCGAGUCAAAUUCUUACAUAACUGCUCCCGGUUUCAAGACAAUUUAUAAACCACCUCAAGGGGGAUUAACAUUCGACUUUCUUUUGGACAAAGUGGCCGCUAUUGACCCUGAAAUGAGGAUACGAUUCACUUCACCUCAUCCCAAAGAUUUUCCUGAACAAGUGAUUAAUGUAAUCAAAAAGUAUCCAAACAUUUGUAAUACAAUUCAUCUUCCAGCUCAAAGUGGUGAUAACUUAAUUCUUGAUAAAAUGAGACGAGGAUACACCAAACAAACGUAUCUAGAUUUGGUUGGUAAAAUUAAACAAUUAAUUCCUGACGUUGCUUUAACCAGUGAUUUUAUCUGUGGUUUUUGUGAUGAAACUGAGGAGGCUCAUCAGGAGACAUUGGAUCUGAUUGAAAAAGUUGCUUAUCAAUUCAUUUACGUGUUUGCAUACAGUUUAAGAGAGAAAACUCAUGCUCAUUAUCACCUUAAAGACAACGUACCUUACGAUGUGAAAACCCGCCGAGUAGAUGAAGUAAACGAUCUGUUUAGAAGAAUUUCUCUUAAAUUAAAUCAAUCGAAAAAAGGUUCCCAACAAUUAGUUCUUGUCGAAGGGAACAGUUCAAGAUCAGUCGAUGAUUUGGUUGGAAGGACAGAUAAUAAUUUACGAACAAUUUUUAACAAUCAAGAGAUUCCAAUCAGUGGAUUAACUGGUGAUACUAAAAGAAAACCAAUACCGGGAGAUUACGUUUGUGUGGAAAUAGAAGAUGCAAACAAUCAAUCACUUUUCGCAAAACCAUUAUACAUAACGAAAUUAGUUGAUUUCUAUUCUAAAUUAAAUCAAUAAUUAUAACAAAGAAAUCAAAAAGAAAACUUAUUCAAUUGUAAUGCAGCAUUUUCAUGUGAACUAAGGAUUGUGAUUCUUAAUGUUAUAAUAAUCCUCUUUCAAAUAAGAACGAGAGAAUUGAUUAAACCCUUGAUUGGAUUUUGAUUGUUACAGUUAGACAGCUAAGA